CCGGCUGAUCAUCACUCUUGUUUACCAGUAUAGCCCAAGCGCACAGCUGUGUGGGGUCCGUCGGUUCAGCAGCAGGCGCUCUCUGUGGACAAGUAAUCCUCGUGGUUUGGUGCCUGGUCCUUCGAGUGACUUGAAUCUGUUCACUGUGCUGCUGUCUGCCCUGUGUUCCAUCUGGUGGUGACUCUGUCACGGCUUGUUAACUCUUCACACACCAAACUUUCCCCAUGUAUGAAAAUGACAGCAAGUGGCCCUCAUUCCACAAAAAGCGAAAAACUUGACCAAUAACCCCAUUGUGUGUCAUAUAUAUUUAGUGUAAAAUCUCCCAGUUUUGGGUCAAGAUGCAGUCCAUUAUCAUCCCCGGAAGCUGCCCACCAGCCAGUGAGUGUGAUGCCUGCUGGCCGUGCCCACCUCAUCUGCCUUAUACCCUGAUGCUGCAGCAUCAGCAUCAGGAGGCAGCAUCACCUACCAGCAGCCCCUGCUGUCUCCCCUACACCCUGAUGCUGCCCCCACAGGCAGCAUCACCUACCAGCCCUCCCUGCUGGCCGCCCACCGUCUGGCCGACCCAAGACACGCGCUACUGGAGAAAUUGUAAUUUGGAAGGCAGCUUGAGCAGCAGGAGGCGUGGGAGGGUGAGCUGCAGCAGCACCAGCAGCAGCAGCAGCUACGAAGAUAUCUAUAGUGAUGAUAUCGAUGACAACAAUAAUAACAACAGCAUCAUUGAACUGGAGCAGUUGCAGGGGAGCGGCAAGGGGUCCACAACCAUCUGUGGACAAGACACCAUCAACUUCAUCAACACGGACGAAGACCCAAAUAACAACAUCAAUGACACUGAAGAAUACAUCAGUAACAACAACAACAUUGGUAGUGAGAGCACGAAGAGGACGAAGACCUCGGCCCCUCGGGCUCGGGUGGUGGACGAUGACGGCUUCAUCAGGAGAGCUGCGAGUGUGUGUGUCGACGAGACUGAGACCAAGGUACUGCUGGUGUCGAGCAAGAAAGACUCCAGCUCGUGGCUGGUGCCUGGGGGCGGAGUGGAGGCAGGAGAGGACAUCGCAGCAGCGGCCAUGAGAGAGGCGUGGGAGGAGGCCGGUGUGGAGGGCAACAUCGACAGAUACUUGGGACUGUUCGAGACGCAGCACCACAGCGGCAGGAAGCGGCACAGGACGGCGGUCUUCGUGGUGAGGGUGGCGCAGGUCCUCUCCCAGUACCCGGAGGCCCACCUGGGUCGACAACGUGAGUGGUUUCCCAUUGAGGAGGCUCUGAUGCUUCUUUCUCGUCACCGGCCCCUGCAGAGUGCCUAUCUGCAGCUGCUGCUGGUGUCGCACCUCAAGGUCCCACCAGCUUGAGCCCGAGUUCUGAAGGAUACUAUGUGGGAAGUGUCUGCUGCCUGAUGGGGGUUACCUCUACUAGGCAAGCACGUUAUCGUCAACACUGGAGAUCUCCGUCAGCAUUUAUGAAGGACAAUAUGACAUAAGCUAUUGUGUACUAGAGCCAAAUUUGAUAAUAAUGGAGGAACGUAAUAAGCAGGACCCGUCAUCCAGACGUAAUGUUAUAUAAUUAAUGGAUGUUUCAAAGUUAUAACAUGCGAUGAAUUUAAAAUGAGUUUUUGAGAAGACGAACUUUGUAUUUAUAAUGCUAAGUUACUGCAGGUCAUGCAUGGUGGAAGCAAAGAGUUGAGGACUGGAAGCAUGCCUGGCCAAUGUUCUUUAUGGCAAAAGAUACAUAGUUUUCCCAAAGUCAUGAGGGAACCCUGCCAACAUGGUAACAGUUAAGAGACAAUACAGUUAUGGUUUUUGUGAACUGAAGUAUUUCAAAGAGGACAGUAAUAUGAAAUACUUUAAUAAUAAUGUUGCAAGUGUUUUAAAUAAGAUUAUAAUAAUGUUAGAAAAUCUUCCUUGUUGAUACCUGUUUACUCUGAAAUAUGUUUGAUAAAUGUGAAUGGUUCCAACACAGGGUGGCAAGUGGUUCUUGUCACCUGGUGGUUGACCAAUUUACGGUGAAAUACCUAAAUGGGUAUGUUCCCUAAUCUGAUCCAGCUGCCACUGACACCCAAGUUUGCUUUCAAUAACUUAGAUAUUGUCUAUCCUAGGUGUCAAGCAGCUAAUCUGACAAAAGAGUUCAAUGUACAGGUACUUAAUUUUGCAUAAAUUGAUAUUACCAUCUUUGACUGUCUUGCAUUUUAAUAAUUGAUACAGUAUGUUAAAAUUCUGAAAAUAAUAAAAUCUCAGAAAAUGUGAUAUGAUAAGUUUGAUGAUGUAAAGUGUAUCAAGACAAGUAUAGGCAAAUUUAUAAGACAUGUUGCACAUCAUAAAACUAAGCUUACUCUUGUAUAUGUUGUAAUUUAAAAAUAAACUGUGAUCUUUGCUGUAGAAAAGGCAUAAAGAUAUAUUUUGCAUUUAUAAUUUGCAAAGUUUCCACAUACAAUUUGAUUAAACGUAAAAGCUUUAGUUUAACUGGUAUAAAUAAUUUGUUCACGUUUUAGUGAUGCAUGAAUUUUAACUAAUACGUAUAUUAUUAUUAUAAUUAGCUCACGAUAAGUACUGGCUGCUCUUUAAUGGGUGGUCUCGUGCAUAAAGAUGGUAAAUCACUUUUUGCAAUCAUUUGCCAGGUCUUGUCUGGAUAUGAACAGAGAACAAAAGGGGGAAAUAAAAUGUAAUGGAAUGACAGAGAUGAGUUUAGGAGUUACUCUACUGAAAGUACAAACAGAAAACCCAUAGAAUAGGGAACAUUCAUGCAUUCAUCAACAAGUUGUAUGUUACAUGUGGAAAAGUUGUGCGUGUGUUUUGAGAGUAUUCACACCCUGAUCCUGUUUCCUUGGAAACCAUUAUCAUUUGAAAAAUUUUCCUUUUCUAUAAGCUUCAUUAUUAUAUUAAUUGUGACAUUUGGUUCUAAUUUAUCAAGAGCUCCAUCAUCCAUAAAGGUAGAGUGUCACUUUGAAAAGAAAAACCUUUACUUUGUCCAUGUCUCUUUUAUGUUAACUGUACUUUUGUGAAGUUACAUUUUGUUACCUUAAUUUAAGCAGGACAGUAGUUGAGAAAAAACUUAAACCAUUAACUUCACGUUUCAAUUAUAACAGACUUACAACAGACUUGAUUUUGAUUGUUAAAACAGAGAAUGAUGUCAGAUAGAUUCCACAUUAAGAAUUGACAAAUUAAAAAUUUAAUUAAAGUUAUCCAAAAAUCUUCAAUUCCAAUAAUCAUUACAAAGGGAAUUAUGUUAUGCUUUUGAUUUUAGAAAUUCUAAUAUUCUAUAGGUAAUACCAAAAACAUUACAGGUUUAUGAUAAUGAAGGUUUCAGUAGCAAAUUAAUGUUUUUUUUAUAAUAAUACAGCUGCUCAAAACAAACCAUACUUCACAGUACUGUACAGUAUCUUGAUUACCUGCUAAUUAUGUUCAUUCCAUCAAAGCUAAUUAAAUGACUGCUAUGCUAACAUACAAACAGCUGGAAAACAAAAAUUGUACAUUAUUAUUUAAAUACUGUACAGUAUAAUACUGUAUUAUUAGUCUGGCAUGAUUAAUAAUUAACAUUGGCCAGAACAAAAUAUUGUCCAUUUUUCAACUAUCUGGUUCGCCACAGCCUGUCUGGCGCUCCUGUGAGCGUACAAGUUGGUGAGCAAAGGUUCUUAUCUUUACUCAUCCCUCCAGUACUUAUGUAAUUUAUUUUUUUGACUGCUGAACUGCUUGAAGCUUCUUUUUGUGGUUGGAGCAUUGUGUUAUCAUCGAACACAUUUAGUCAUCAUUUUUUUUUUACUGCUGAAAAGAUUAUUUAUGAUCCAUUUUUGUUGUGAAUGUUAAGUACUGUUUGCCAGUCAUUGUUCUCAUAAGUGUUGCUGUAACGGAGCUCUACAGUGUGGCCCUUCCCCAUGUGUCUCGAGUGUGUGUUGUAAGUGUGUUCUUAGGAUAAAAUGUGUAGUAAUAUUUUUGCCAUCGAUGGGAGGAUGUAUGACACAUUUGUAUGCCUUAUAUGUUGUUGUUAUUGUUGUUUAUUCAGUAAUCUAUUUUAGCAAUUCAUCUAUUUUUCUCAUAGCUUCAUUGUGAGUUUCACUUCUCUCAUUAGAUUUAAUUUCUUUAUUUUUAAUAAAUUAAAGUAGUUUAUAUCUAUAAAUUAAUACAACAAAUAUAUAGUAGAUUCUAAUUUUGAGGAGAGAUGUUCCCUGUGUUAAAAGAAUUCACUAACUUGUAUAAUAUGCAUAUACAGUAUAUGCCAAACGAACAUGUUUAAAGUUUUUGAUGGUUUCUAAGCCCACAAGGAGUGCGGCCAAGCACAACAGUCUCAAGCUGCCUGUAUGCAUUUACUACUAUUUUGAUAUAAAGGAAUUAAUGGCU
Messenger RNA from Procambarus clarkii (red swamp crayfish), 4325 nucleotides. RefSeq lists its product as uncharacterized. Gene Ontology annotation, molecular function: bis(5'-adenosyl)-pentaphosphatase activity; diphosphoinositol-polyphosphate diphosphatase activity; bis(5'-adenosyl)-hexaphosphatase activity. Lineage: Eukaryota; Metazoa; Arthropoda; Malacostraca; Decapoda; Cambaridae. Gene Ontology annotation, cellular component: cytoplasm; nucleus. Gene Ontology annotation, biological process: diadenosine hexaphosphate catabolic process; diadenosine pentaphosphate catabolic process; adenosine 5'-(hexahydrogen pentaphosphate) catabolic process. The record is from RefSeq and is a predicted model, not a curated record.